AUGAGUUUUAUCGCAUCAGCAUCCACUCAGACAAGCUCCAUCGUCGUCCAUUAUCCUUUGGAAACGGUAUGGGCUGACGUUCGAACACUCGCAUUUGGCUGGAAGGCUAUCAAAGAUAUCAAGGGAAACGUAAAUGAAGUUGGCGGAACUCGCACUGUCAGCUUCAAAGACACAACUAUUCAAACAUGGAAACUCCUAGAGCUCUCAGACUUGGAUCACUUUGUCACUUGGGAAAUCGUCGACUCGGAACCAAGCAUCGCAAUCAUGGCUGCUUCAAACACAAUCAAGUUGCGACGUGUCACUCAUGACAACUCUACCUUCAUUGAAUGGUCAACCUACUUGCCAUCCGCAGAUACGACCGCAAAUGCAUUGGAAGACGCCAAAUUCAAAAAGGCCGAAGCUUUUGAGGAUUUGGUUGCUCAUCUCUCUGCCAAAAAGUAG
Synchytrium microbalum is the source of this 441-nucleotide messenger RNA. RefSeq lists its product as uncharacterized. The coding region runs from base 1 to 441 and encodes 146 amino acids. The record is from RefSeq and is a predicted model, not a curated record. The transcript has 3 exons. Lineage: Eukaryota; Fungi; Chytridiomycota; Chytridiomycetes; Synchytriales; Synchytriaceae.